AUGUACCGCCUGCUGCGCCUGGGCCCGCUGCGGCCGCCGGCUGGCCCGCGCAGCCCGCCGCUCGCCGCCGUUCACCCUUGCGCCUUGGGCUGCGGUCCCCGCCUCGCCUGGUCUGGCCUCAGCCCGCCGCUUCCACUGGUAACGCUGCGAUCUCCAGCCGGCAGUUCCGCCAGGGAUGCAGGUGGAUCCUCUGAAAAGGCAGCCACAGAUCCCAGUGGUGAAAACAAGAAACUCAACAAAUCCCAGCAGCUGAAACAAGUUUUUAAAGAAUACGGUGCUGUAGGGGUUUCAUUCCAUGUUGGAAUUUCAUUAGUAUCUUUAGGAAUCUUCUACCUGGCUGUGUCAAGUGGUGUGGAUAUGACUGCAGUUCUCUUCAAACUGGGUUUCAGUGAAUCAUCUUUGCAAUCUAAAAUGGCUGCUGGUACCAGCACAUUUGUGCUGGCAUAUGCUAUUCACAAGCUGUUUGCUCCAGUACGAAUCAGCAUUACUAUAGUUUCUGUGCCCUUUAUUGUCCGAUACUGCCGGAAGAUUGGUUUCUUCAAGCCUCCUGCCUCAAAUCCAUGA
Messenger RNA from Indicator indicator, 564 nucleotides. RefSeq names its product family with sequence similarity 210 member B (gene MIMS2). Gene Ontology annotation, cellular component: mitochondrion. NCBI's taxonomy places the organism in Eukaryota, Metazoa, Chordata, Aves, Piciformes, Indicatoridae. The coding region runs from base 1 to 564 and encodes 187 amino acids. The record is from RefSeq and is a predicted model, not a curated record. The transcript has 3 exons.